UUUAUUUAAGUGCUUUGCGAGGGUAUACGCGUCCACAGUCGUUUACGAGCCUUUAUUCGUAGCUGUGUACAGAAUGAAGCAUGAACAUUCUUCUGUGUUCUUUAUAAGUUGCAUGGCAGGAAUUUUUAGUUUUCCAGUAUUUCAACCAUCAGAUGUAUGUGCAACAGUUGGUGAUCUUUGGCCAAGCGAAUCAGAAAUGCAGAGAAUACCUGAGAAUGCCUACCUUGAACUUGUAUGUUCUCACAAUGAUUUAAAUGUGAGGAUAGCAUACGAGUAUCCAAUCCAUAGCACCGUAGCUCAGAAAUCCCGAAUACAAGAAAAAUCAUGCGACAGAAACUCCCGGUCGGCGGUUUUAAUUAUUCCGGAAACAAAAAUAAAGCACAGUGGUUCGUAUUCCUGUCAAAUUAACGAUGGGGGGAUCUGGGUAGAAAUACAAAAAACCAUUAUCAAUGUAGUAUCGGAGGGAAACUACUCGUACAAGCACGAUGUCAAGGGUCAACUUAAUAUAAAAUGUUUUAAUUCACAAUGUUAUUUCUCCAUCGGUGACCAGCGAAAUAUAACGGACCCGCAGAUUAAUAACAGCUGCGACUGGGCAUCUGAAUGGGUCCAUGGAGCAUUAACAUUAUUAGCACUUGUAUUAUUUACAACAAUAGGGAAUUUUACAAUGAUGCGAUUAGAUGCAAUGAUUAAAAAACGUAAAGAACUGAGGAAAAGAAAAGAAAUGCAAAAGCGAAAGGAAUACUUGAGGAGAAAUGCGGAAAUGCAAAAGCAAAAGGUGUGCUUUGAAGCAGAAGGAGAUGAUGAAACACCAACAACACUAGAGCAAAAAGAAACAGGAGACUUAGACACCAAAACUAUGAUGUUAACUGCUUCCAAACAGGGAAUUGAGAGCACCAUCAGGGCUAUCAUUCAUCAAUCGUGAGCGAGCGAGCGCGUGUGCGUGUGUCUCUUGAUAAUUUUUCAACAAACAAAGCUAAGCUUGCAAAAAUAUUUUUCAAUCAUUCACUAUCUGUACUUUAUUUCGCUACUGUACUGUUGGCCAAAAAUUCUUUCAUUUGUGCCAUUUUUGUUUUUAUUGUUUUCAAAUAAAAUUUUGUAUUGUAAUCAUAAGAAUUUCAUAAUUAAAUAUAUUUCGUAAAAAUGGUUACACAUGCGUUAUCAAUUCGAGGAGGGGGAUCAAAAAAAUAUAAUCACUGCAUAAUGCAGUUUGUUCAAGGUUCAUUGAACCAAAAAUCUCGAAAAAUGUCGCACAAUGAGGUGUAGGUAGUUGAUUAAAGAUCAUGUCUCCUCCUUUCGAGUUGGAAUGAAACUAUUAUAAAAUUAUUCAAAAACAUCCUUAUAACCUAUCAGAAGGGUUAAAAAUGUUUUUCGAGUAUUUUUGAAGGGUUUUGAUACCAAAACUAUAGGUCAUAAUUUUUGAAUUUUUUCAAGUGUCAUGAAACGUAUCAAAACAUGGCUUAAAAUUUAGCGAGAAUUCGAAUUUCGUAUAAAUGAUUUUAAAGAAUUAAUUUCCUCAUUCAAUUUCAACACACUUUUACAUGCUGCAUACCCCUUCCACAAUAGUUCCCAAAAAUCAGACAAACUUAACACUGCAAUUUCUCUAAAAAGCUCGAAAAAAGUUUGACAAAAGUAUUUGAUUUUCUACGUGAAAUGCUGAUACAUUUUUAAUCCAUUUUAAUCGGUCACAGUACGUAGGUACUUUUCAAAAAAAAAAUUUUAGGUUUAAAAUU
Molecule: messenger RNA, 1730 nt
Organism: Planococcus citri (citrus mealybug)
Lineage: Eukaryota; Metazoa; Arthropoda; Insecta; Hemiptera; Pseudococcidae
Exons: 4
Coding region: 74-922 (282 amino acids)
Source: RefSeq, a predicted model, not a curated record